This is a messenger RNA of Trypanosoma grayi, 546 nucleotides long. RefSeq lists its product as hypothetical. The transcript has a single exon. The record is from RefSeq and is a predicted model, not a curated record. The coding region runs from base 1 to 546 and encodes 181 amino acids. Lineage: Eukaryota; Euglenozoa; Kinetoplastea; Trypanosomatida; Trypanosomatidae.
AUGGUGGAGCCGCACUUUUCAAGCAUGGCUCGCAUUGGGGUGCCGUCGCCCAAUGUGUUGUACUUCCUUGGCGGCGCUGCCGCCGGUGGCGGGCUUUUUGUUCAGGUGCAUCAUUUUUUCGGCGACACCCACGCGAAUGCCGCAACCACCGCCAUGCUCGCACACGGCGUGGCUGAGGGGGCUGCGUUGGGACUGCUCUCGAGUAGCCCGGACUUUUAUGCCAUCUUUCGUUCCCAGGUGUUUCACGGAGUGCCGGACGGGAUGCUCUUGGCGAUGGUUUCCGUGGAGCGCUCGGGUCUGGCGCGGGCGUUGCUCUCCGCGGUUUUGGCGCGUUCUGGGCAGGCGGUCGCGUUCUACGCCACAGCUGUUUACGCGCCACCCGUCUCGAAGGAGGUGCUGUGGGCCGGCGAGGGCGUGGCGCUUGGAUCGCUGGUGGCUAUGGCGUGGGAGGAGUUGGUUGUGCCAGCUGUCGGUGGUCUUGGAAGGAAAAAGGCGGCUGCCCUCAUAUCGGUGACUGCCUCGGCGUGCUUCUUUUUAUUCAAGUAG